GAUACUUUUGUUUAUCGUUGAAUUGCGCGCGCUCAUUUGCAGGUCAUCUGGUGGUUUCCCUUUGCAAUUUGCACGCGAGUACCCUUAAUUUCGUGCAAAAAUGGCUGAUUUAGAGGAGAGAGAAGACACCCCUUCACCCCUUGGGAACCCGGCACUAAAAUUGAAGAUGCCUCCCAAAGCAGGUGGAAGUGGUUAUGGGGAAGAAUAUGAUGCCAAAUUGGAAAAGGACAGAUCGUCUCGAUUUGACUUCUUGCUGCAGCAGACAGAGAUCUUUACUCAUUUCAUGAGCACAAGCUCCAUGAAGUCGCCAACCAGUCCACUCAAACUUAAACCAGGCAGACCCAAGAUGAAGAAAGAUGAGAAACAAAAACUCUCUGCAGUUGGAGAUCAUCGGCACAGAAAGACAGAGCAGGAGGAAGACGAGGAGCUACUGACGGAGUCCCGCAAGGCUACAUCCGUCAUCACACAGUUUGAGAAGUCACCGACGUACAUCAAGGCUGGUGAGAUGAGGGAUUACCAGGUCCGAGGUCUCAACUGGCUCAUCUCGCUCUACGAGCACGGCAUCAAUGGUAUUCUAGCCGAUGAAAUGGGUCUUGGCAAGACACUACAAACCAUCUCGUUGCUAGGUUACAUGAAGCAUUACAGACACAUCCCUAGCCCCCAUCUUAUCAUCUGCCCCAAGUCUACGUUAGCAAACUGGAUGGCCGAGUGUGAAAGAUGGUGUCCUUCACUCAGGGCUGUCUGCCUUAUUGGUAACCAAGAUCAGAGGUCUGCCUUUAUUCGAGAUGUGAUGAUGCCUGGUGAAUGGGAUGUCUGUAUAACAUCUUACGAGAUGGCCAUCAGAGAGAAGUCAGUGUUCAAGAAGUUCAACUGGCGCUACCUCGUCAUCGAUGAAGCUCACAGGAUAAAGAACGAGAAAUCAAAGCUCUCAGAGAUUGUCCGUGAGUUCAAGACCACCAACCGUCUCCUGCUGACCGGCACGCCCCUUCAGAACAAUCUCCAUGAACUGUGGGCCCUCCUCAACUUCCUCCUCCCCGAUGUCUUCAAUUCUUCAGAGGACUUCGAUGCCUGGUUCAGCACCCAGGAUUGUCUCGGCGAUGACGGUCUUGUCCAGAGAUUGCAUGCUGUGCUACGUCCCUUCUUGCUUCGACGUUUGAAAUCUGAUGUAGAGAAGGCUCUACUGCCUAAGAAAGAAACCAAGAUGUAUGUGGGUCUCAGCAAAAUGCAAAGAGAAUGGUACACAAAGAUCCUCAUGAAAGACAUUGACGUCGUCAACGGAGCUGGAAAAUCCGACAAGAUGCGACUGAUGAACAUCCUCAUGCACCUGAGGAAGUGUUCCAACCACCCUUAUCUGUUUGAUGGGGCUGAGCCUGGCCCACCUUACACCACGGACAAACAUCUGGUGGACAACUCCGGAAAGAUGGUGGUCCUUGAUAAGCUCUUGCCCAAGCUCAAAGAGCAAGGGUCGCGUGUCUUGAUCUUUAGUCAAAUGACCCGUCUACUGGACAUCCUUGAGGAUUACUGUGUAUGGAGGGGUCAUGCCUACUGCAGGUUGGAUGGUCAAACUCCACAUUCGGAGAGACAGGAAAGCAUCAAUGCAUUCAACCUCCCAGACAGCGAGAAGUUUGUGUUCUUGUUGAGCACCAGGGCUGGGGGUCUCGGAAUCAACCUCGCCACUGCCGACAUCGUCGUCCUCUACGACAGCGACUGGAAUCCUCAGGUCGAUCUCCAAGCCAUGGAUCGUGCUCAUCGUAUCGGUCAGAAGAAGCAGGUUCACGUUUUCCGCUUCAUUACGGAGAAUACUGUAGAAGAGCGUAUCGUAGAGAGGGCGGAGAUGAAACUUAGGCUGGAUAACAUCGUCAUUCAGCAAGGACGUCUGGUGGACUCUAACCUGAAGAUGAACAAGGAUGAAGCCUUAGAGAUGAUCCGUCAUGGAGCCAACUUCAUUUUCUCAUCCAAGGACAGCACUGUGACCGACGAGGACAUCGACCACAUCCUUCAGAAGACCGAACAGAAGACUUCCAAGUUCAACGAGAAGCUCAACCAGAUGGGAGAGGGUGGCUUGCGUAACUUCAGCAUGGAUGCCCCAAGCAAGAGCAUCUUUUCCUUUGAGGGAGAGGACUACAAAGAAAAGCAGAAACAAACCGGUAUCAAUUGGAUUGAACCGCCCAAGAGAGAACGCAAGGCCAACUACGCCGUGGACGCGUACUUCAGAGAGGCGCUCAGGGUCAGCGAACCGAAGGCUCCUAAGGCUCCAAGACCACCAAAGCAGCCCAAUGUGCAAGACUUUCAAUUCUUUCCUCCUCGCCUCUUUGAACUUCUGGACAAGGAAAUCUACGCCUACAGGAAAGGCAUUGGAUACAGGGUCCCACUGAACCCAGACCUUCCAGAUGCUUCCAAGGUCAGGAAGGAAGAGCAGCGCAGGAUUGACGAUAGCAGUCAGCUUGAUGAGGAUGAGAUCCAGGAAAAAGAAAGUCUACUCACUCAGGGAUUCACGAACUGGAACAAGAGGGAUUUCAACCAGUUUGUGAAGGCAUGUGAGAAGUUUGGACGUGAUGACGUGGAGAGCAUCUGCCGUGAUGUAGAGGGCAAGACACCAGAUGAGGUUCGUGAGUAUCUGAAUGUGUUCUGGGAUCGUUGCAAUGAGCUUCAGGAUGUGGAUCGUAUCAUGGCUCAAAUAGAGAGAGGAGAAUCAAAAAUCCAGAGGAAGAUUGGUAUCAAGAAGGCUCUGGAUGCCAAGAUGGCCCGAUACCGCGCACCGUUCCACCAGCUCCGCAUCCAGUACGGAACCAACAAGGGGAAGAACUGGACUGAGGAUGAGGACCGAUUCCUGGUCUGCAUGCUUCACAAGCUUGGCUUCGACAAGGAGAAUGUUUACGACGAUCUCAGGAGUUCAGUCAGACAGGCCCCGCAGUUCCGCUUCGACUGGUUUAUCAAGUCACGUACAGCAAUGGAGCUCCAACGUCGAUGCAACACCUUGAUCACCCUGAUAGAAAGAGAGAACCAGGAGCUUGAAGAGAAGGAGAAGGUGGAUAAGAAGAAGGGCAGAGGAAACAAUAAGGGAUCAGGAAGGGUUAGCAUGGGAACGCCCAAGGCUGAGAAGAGAAAGGCUGAUGACGACACAGACAGUAGAGGGCGCAAGAAGAAUAAGAAGUGAAUAAUCCAAUCGGAUGUGAAUAUCUAGUCAUGUGAUCAAGCCUGUGCUCUUGAUAAACAUGAUUGUAAGAUAUAGUUAAGUCUGUCUGCCUCGAUGGAGCUUUUGGUGACUACUGGUGCACAGAUAACUUUAAGGUAGUAGAUAUUCAUCUAGUCUAAAGUGAAGAAAGUAUCAAAAAAAAGGACUUACAGGGGACCUUUGAUUUGGAUGGUUGUUUGACUUAUGUGAAGUCGACUUGGGCAAAGUUGACUGCUGUCAAAACUGUUUUAGGAGCCAACUGUUCUCUGUGAGAACAUGUCUUUGAUGGCCUCUGAAACUGUCUACCAUUUGAAAGGAAUAUGUUUUGUAGACCUUGUCUAUAAAGGCCACCCAUCGCCAGUGGCCACUUUUUUCUGUUUCCCAUGGGUGGUCUUAAUAGACAGGUUUGACUAAAGAUAUCUAUAAAAAAAAAUGUUGAAACUUCAUUGUACAUAAUCCAUUGGUCCCAAUAAUAGUUUCUUCACCAAAAGCCCGGAAACGGGCUAUGAAAGACAAGAAUCGAAUUAUGAAAGUUGAGACUGAUUUAUGAUGCCAUAAUCCUGACAAAUUUGGUUUUAAAAAAAAAGAAGGAUUUUCCAUGCUCAUUAUGACAUGACCAACAAAAUUGUGCAUUUUUUUUAGCAGGAAUUCAUAAAUCAGAUUUGAAUUAAACACAAUAUAACUAAAGGACUAAGAAUGCAAUCUGUGUCAUACAUAUUUGGGACAAAGAACCGUAAUUUUUCUACCAGAAUAUUUGGAUCCAGUAACACUAAGCUAAGACCUUUUCUUUUCUUUAGGAAUCUCUUAACUACCAUACUUCAGAACUCAGGGAAUAAUUUUGCUUUACAAAUUUGAAUAGCAUAUUUGGUCAUAAGAGGAAAGCUCUCAACUAAGUAAUGUACAGUCCAAUGUAAAAAUAUGCUAUACGAAUGACUUUAUGUUUAAAAAAUGUGGAGCAAAUUGCGAUGCGAUACCAGGAAAAUUAUUCCCUGAGAACUUAUUUUUUCAUUAGAAUACAUUCCUUUUGCUUGUAAAGUUAAUGAUCUAAGUACAUUUACAAGCAAUGAUGAUGCCAUUUUGUAAAUACACCCUGAAUAUUGACCAAAUGAAUUGACUGUAUAUUGUGAUGUGAGAGAAAGGAAUCGGGUAGUAAGAUAAGAGUAAUGCCCAAGGCUGAGGCCUCAGUCUGCAGAGAUAUGGGUCCUGUCUCAUAAAACAUGUUAAACUAACAAAUUUGCAAUGACAGUUAAAAGCUACUGAAGUACUUUGAUCUGAUUGGCUGAUAAUUGAUUUGUUCCAGAAAUUGUGCAUUUAUUAUUAUAACAAGUCUUUAUGAAACAGGACCCUGUAAGAGUGGUAAGAAUGAUGUAAACCAGAGUUCCUUAACACGAAGGCUAGCGAUUAAUCAUACGCUUAAUUUCACGAUUGAUUGUUGUUUUUAAUGCAAUCAACUGUUAUUCUAUGAUGAUUUCUAGCCUUUGUGUUACAGGCUACUGAUCUAAUGCCUCUUGUCCAUGUCAGCUAUGUAAUGUUGUCUCUAUUUAUAUCCAAAUUGAAAAAAAAGCUGUAGACAUUAAACAAUCGCAUGAGUGGUGGUGAUCUAACUAUUUAAACAUUUUGUAAAAAAGUGCUAGUAUUGUGAAUGAAGUAUUGACUGUGCAGAGUAUGGUUUUGAUUAAACUUAAGUAAGAUAUGGUGCAUCAAAUACAGAUCAAAUGCAGUAUGACACACAGCCAUGGUAGACGUGUAAAACAUCCAGCAUAUUCAUUAAAUUCUUUUGAAUUAAUUUUGCGAUGGAGUUGUGUUUAUAUGCAACUUCAUCAAUUAGUUUUCUGUUAAGCUUGUAAACAUUGUUUUAUGCCAAAAUUGUAAAUGGUAAUGAUGACUGUUUGUAACUUACAUACUUCUUGACACUCAUUUUGUGUUAUCUAUUAUUAUGAUGAACAGUAAUGAGAUUAUGUAUUCAAUUUGAGAAAGAUCAUAUUGGGACCCGAUAUAGUUGUCAUGUUUACUUUGUAAGUACAAUUGUGGAAGGCUUUUGCCUAGGAGGUUUAUUUUUCUAUUGUGGGAUAAUUACAAUGGUACUUGAUAAUGAUACCAUCAUCUUUAUCAUCAUUACCAUCAUCAUCAUCAUUGCCAUCAUCAUCACCAUCGUCAUCAUCACCACUAUCGUCAUCAUCAUCAUCAUAGUCAUGAUAGUCAUCAUCGUCAUUAUCAUUAUUCAUCAUCAAGGUCAUUAUCAUAGUCAUUAUCAUUAUUCAUCGUUACGUCAUCUUCACCGUCAUCAUCUUCAGAUUCCUGGGCCCUUUUACAAGUCUUUGUUGAUUUUCACUUAUGACACAACCUUCAUAAGCUCAGUCACAUUUUCAUCUUCUAACAUGGAGCAAAGCAUGAUAUUUGCAAUAUCUGAGCCACUGAUGGGUCGUCGUCCAUUUUAAUCACAAUUUUGUUUCUCAAAUCAAUUUUAAAUGGCACGAUGCUAUCUUCUUCAGAAUGAAUUUAGUGACUCGGAAUUCACAAUUUCACCAUAUUUCUGAUUCCAUUACAUGUACUAACAUUUGCUUGUUUGAACAUACAAUAUUUCAUUGAAGUUGGGUUCAGUGAGAUUUUCACAUUUCUUCACCAAGUUUGAUAUGAUCCAGUAUGUACAUGAAAUGCAAGGCACAACAAUCUUCUUUACACUAUGUCUACCUUGAUUAAACAUUUUUGCUAUGUAACCAAUGAUAUGUAUUAUGUCCAAGUUUAAGUUCUGUUUCUUCAGAGAAUGUAUUGUGGUUUCUUUUCCAGUUUUGUUUACAGUCUGAUUAAAAAUAAACAUAUUUUCAGUGAGUAAAA
This is a messenger RNA of Lytechinus pictus (painted urchin), 6010 nucleotides long. RefSeq names its product SWI/SNF-related matrix-associated actin-dependent regulator of chromatin subfamily A member 5-like. Gene Ontology annotation, cellular component: chromatin; nucleus. Gene Ontology annotation, molecular function: ATP hydrolysis activity; DNA binding; nucleosome binding. The record is from RefSeq and is a predicted model, not a curated record. Lineage: Eukaryota; Metazoa; Echinodermata; Echinoidea; Temnopleuroida; Toxopneustidae. The transcript is spliced from 21 exons. Gene Ontology annotation, biological process: regulation of transcription by RNA polymerase II; nucleosome organization. The coding region runs from base 101 to 3157 and encodes 1018 amino acids.